Messenger RNA from Megalops cyprinoides (Indo-Pacific tarpon), 2712 nucleotides. Its product is annotated as metal transporter CNNM4-like. The transcript has 6 exons. Lineage: Eukaryota; Metazoa; Chordata; Actinopteri; Elopiformes; Megalopidae. Gene Ontology annotation, cellular component: plasma membrane. The coding region runs from base 36 to 2138 and encodes 700 amino acids. Gene Ontology annotation, molecular function: magnesium ion transmembrane transporter activity; sodium ion transmembrane transporter activity. Gene Ontology annotation, biological process: magnesium ion homeostasis; magnesium ion transport. The record is from RefSeq and is a predicted model, not a curated record.
GUUAUUAUGCUAAUGUGGGGGGCGGGUUGCGGGAAAUGAGAGUAGAUGACGUCAGCACCCUCCUCGCGGAGAGUGAAACAAACAUGGCGACAGAAUGGAGUGGACAGGGGUACAUUCUAACUUUAAUCUUUUUUCUCUGGGGCGUAGUGUCUGGGCGAAUGGAGACAGCGAUGGAGGGAAUCAGCGGCAGUCAGAUCUUGGGAAUGAGACUGGAGAGGAGCAACAAAUCGGCGGCAACGACCGAUGACGGGGUCAUCCAGGUAACGGAGGAGAGCAGUGUCCAGCUCAGGUUUUACGGGGUACAGAUGAACUCUGGCACCUGGUCACACAUCAGGUUCACGGAGCACGGGGACGGCGGGGACGAGGGUAACAGCAGUGACAAUGUUAACAGGACUUGUACCGAUUUUACCAAAGACAUCAGCAUCAACAAUUACAUGAACGUCAGCAGCCAGGGCACAUCGGGAGUACUGGACAUUAACAUUAAGGCGCUCCGCAAGAGCGAGUCGCAGAAGGAGUAUAGUCUGUGCGUCAGAAAUAGCCCGGAAGGCAGGUGGUACUUACUUGGGGAUAACGAUGGCAGGAUACUCGUGGUGGAGGAGAAAAAGUCUCUGCUGCCGAUGUGGCUCCAGAUCAUCCUUAUCUCCUGCCUCCUGGUGCUGUCGGGCAUGUUCAGUGGUCUUAACCUCGGUCUGAUGGCCCUGGACCCAAUGGAGCUCCGCAUUGUCCAGAGCUGUGGUACCGAAAAGGAGAAGCGGUAUGCGCGUAAAAUAGAGCCCAUUCGCAGCAAAGGAAACUACCUUCUCUGUUCGCUUUUGCUGGGCAAUGUGUUGGUCAACACCACGCUUACAAUCCUGUUGGAUGACCUGAUCGGCUCUGGCCUCGGCGCUGUGGUUGCCUCCACCAUUGGAAUCGUUAUUUUUGGUGAGAUCGUGCCUCAGGCGCUGUGCUCCCGCCACGGGUUGGCAGUGGGGGCUAACACCAUCUUGGUGACCAAAUUCUUCAUGAUACUCACCUUGCCGCUGUCCUUCCCGGUGAGCAAACUGCUGGACUGCGUGCUUGGCCAGGAAAUCGGCACCGUGUACAACCGCGAGAAACUUGUGGAGAUGCUAAAAGUGACGGAGCCGUAUAACGACUUGGUAAAAGAGGAGCUGAACAUCAUUCAGGGCGCACUGGAGCUCCGAACCAAGACUGUGGAAGAUGUUAUGACUCCGCUGAGCAACUGCUUCAUGAUUCACAUCGACGCUGUUCUCGACUUCAACACCAUGUCGGAGAUAAUGCAAAGCGGUUACACGCGCAUCCCGGUUUACGACGAGGAGCGCUCGAACAUCGUCGACAUCCUCUACGUUAAGGAUUUGGCUUUCGUUGACCCGGACGAUUGCACCACGCUUAAAACCAUCACCAAGUUCUACAAUCACCCGGUUCACUUCGUCUUCCACGACACCAAGCUGGAUUCCAUGUUGGAGGAGUUCAAGAAGGGUAAAUCCCACCUGGCCAUCGUGCAAAAGGUGAAUAAUGAGGGUGAGGGCGACCCCUUCUACGAGGUGCUGGGUCUGGUGACGCUGGAGGACGUCAUUGAGGAGAUCAUCAAGUCAGAGAUCCUGGACGAGUCCGACCUCUACACUGAUAAUCGCAACAGGACGAAGGUGCCUACUAACAAGAACAAGCCGGAUUUCUCCGCUUUCAAACAAGAGAAUGAAGCCAAUGUCAAGAUCUCCCCUCAGCUGAUGCUGGCCGCACACCGCUUCCUGGCAACAGAGGUGAGCCUGUUCAGCCCGCUCCAGAUCACAGAGAAGGUUCUGCUACGCAUCCUGAAGCACCCAAACGUCAUCCAGGAGAUCAGGUUCAAUGAGAGCAACAAGCACGCCCCACAGCACUACCUGUAUCAACGGGGGAAGCCUGUGGACUACUUCAUCCUCAUCCUGCAGGGCCGUGUUGAGGUGGAAGCAGGGAACGAGAACAUGAAGUUUGAGACGGGUCCCUUUUCCUUCUAUGGAGUCAUGGCCUUGAACUCUCCAGCCCUGGCUGUCUCCCCCAGUCUCUCUCCCUCAGUGUCGUCGUCACGUCCUCGUCGCCUCUCUCUAAAGAGGUUUUCUCUGUUCUCUCGGUUUCCAGGUAAAAAACCCCCCCUGCAUGCCUGAGGGCCUAAUCUGGGCUGGGAGGGCGAAUGGUAGAAUCAGGUCUAACAAAGGGCCCCUUUCCCAUUUCUGAGCAGCCCCAAUCCAGCACAUUUGACCCACAGUGGCUCUGUAUUCAUGGGUUAGCAGUUGUAUGGGUCAGCAAUUCUUGGGUUAGCAGGUCAAUGUCACAGACUGUGCUUCACAAAAUGCACAGAAGAGAAGCUUAAGCUGUUUUCCAGAGCUCACGUUCCAGGUUCAUACACAGAUCUACAGGGUGGCCCUCCCCCCUGUGCUUUCGGGAGCUGCUUCACAAGGGCCCACACAAUGCAACCUGCCAAACCUGGAAGCUGUCAUUCAUUGGCAAAACCUCGACACUGCAGAGAACAUGACCUGGGUCAAACCACCCCCCAGCGGAGUGACACUGUAGGGGGGACAGGGUCUGCUGGAUUGGGGGCUCCCAUUCGGUGGUCCUCUCACCAUGUAACACACUCCCAGUGCUAACUGGCUUUCUGCACUGCUCUCUGACCCGGGGAGAGGGGGUACUCCAUAAGCCCACCCUUCCCAUGGUCCUCUGGUGCUGCAGGAAUGCUAAUGC